AUGAAGAAAAACAUAGAAAACCAUAAAAAAUCAUCCGAAAAAUGCAAUGGAAGGAUAUAUCAAUCAGUAUAUAUUAAAAGUACUAUAUUAUGUGCGCAUAAUAGUAAUAUUUACUUAGAUACUGCUAGAAAAUUUAAAAAAUGUAACAUCUGUUCCCGACACAUGCCGUUAUCUAACUUAUUCAAUUUACCCAUAAAUUAUUCCUAUAAUAUGACUUUUCGAAAAUGUAUUAAAUUAAUAGGAAUAUGCAAGUUAUUUAUAUUACAAUUUACUGUUGCAAUGGCACAAAAGGGGUGUGGGGAAGGAAGUACAGAAUCAAGUGGAAGUGGUGCAGAUACUCAGGCAUAUAAACUUUUGACAACAGUUAAUGUUAAAUUGUGUCCAUUAUGCUCAGCUAUUUUAUCGAAUUAUAAUGAAUAUUGUGGGAAAUAUUAUCUAGGAAUUGUAAUUCC
Plasmodium gonderi is the source of this 452-nucleotide messenger RNA. RefSeq lists its product as hypothetical. The record is from RefSeq and is a predicted model, not a curated record. The annotation marks the transcript as partial. Lineage: Eukaryota; Apicomplexa; Aconoidasida; Haemosporida; Plasmodiidae. The transcript has a single exon.